UAUUUCAGUUACGAAGACUACCUUCGACGACAAAAGCUUCUGUUAGAAGAAGAUGAGACACCUCCUGAUUCUGUUGAGGCAGUUGCUGCAAUAAAAAAGACGCUCUUUGUUACCCAUCUAUUUCAUCAAACUGUAAUAUCACAUAUCAUCAACUUCUUCAAAGAUGUUGGAGAAGUUGUUCAUGUUCGACUUAUUGUAAAUCACAAGGGCAAGAAUGUGGGCUGUGGCUUUGUUCAGUUUGCUUCUAUUGACGAAGCAAAGAAGGCACUGCGAAAGAAGUGUGGUAAAAAUUUCCUUGGUCGCGAUAUUUUUCUUGACGUGGCUGAGAUAGCUCCAUACCCUCUCCGACCAAGGUACAACCUUGCAGAGAAGCUCUGGUACGAAGACUACCUUCGACAAGAAAGCCUUCUGAUAGAAGAAGAUGAUUUGGAGACCAAACCGAAUCUGAAGAAACAGAAGGUACCUACGAUGGGCGAAUUUUGCGGUAACAAGAUUACCUUCUCUGAAGACUCUGAAGACUCUGAAGGCUAUGAAGUCUAUGAAGGUGAAGAUUAAAGCACAUUGGUGUUUUUAACUUUUGAUACAAUGCAACUUUCUGUUAUUACUUCUGUUUUUAUUUUGUCCAACUUCAGUUUUUAUUUUGUCCAACUUCAGUUUUUGUCUGAACGUAAAUAAUCUUAAUCUUGAAAGCUGUCGUGUGAAUUCAUUACUUGCCUUCAUUUUCAUCUUAGUAAGUGAGAGCCGUAUACUAUUUGAACUGAUUUGCUUGAUAAACCAUAAUCUCCCGAGGGACACACAUUUUCUUUUCUCAUAUUUA
This is a messenger RNA of Arabidopsis lyrata subsp. lyrata, 817 nucleotides long. RefSeq names its product nucleolin 2. Gene Ontology annotation, biological process: mRNA splicing, via spliceosome. NCBI's taxonomy places the organism in Eukaryota, Viridiplantae, Streptophyta, Magnoliopsida, Brassicales, Brassicaceae. The annotation marks the transcript as partial. Gene Ontology annotation, molecular function: U1 snRNA binding; mRNA binding. Gene Ontology annotation, cellular component: U1 snRNP; U2-type prespliceosome; precatalytic spliceosome. The record is from RefSeq and is a predicted model, not a curated record. The transcript has 6 exons.